This is a messenger RNA of Cyphellophora europaea CBS 101466, 207 nucleotides long. RefSeq lists its product as uncharacterized. Lineage: Eukaryota; Fungi; Ascomycota; Eurotiomycetes; Chaetothyriales; Cyphellophoraceae. The record is from RefSeq and is a predicted model, not a curated record. The transcript has a single exon. The coding region runs from base 1 to 207 and encodes 68 amino acids.
AUGCCAUCCACGAUGCAGCGCUCAUCAUAUCGCUCUACAGUCCUCGAGAGAGACAGUUCGUCAAGAGACAUGCAUAAGGCAUUCGAGAAAUCGCCCCAACCCAAGUAUGCUUCCGCCUCCUACGAUGCCCGCCGGCCUGCGAACGAACAUCCCCCACCCCCACCUCCCAGCCCCGUGAGCUGGAAAUACGACAAGCAGCGCCAUUAG